Molecule: messenger RNA, 2257 nt
Organism: Dinoponera quadriceps
Lineage: Eukaryota; Metazoa; Arthropoda; Insecta; Hymenoptera; Formicidae
Product: kin of IRRE-like protein 3
Exons: 6
Coding region: 1-2046 (681 amino acids)
Biological process (GO): cell-cell adhesion
Cellular component (GO): cell-cell junction
Molecular function (GO): cell adhesion molecule binding
Source: RefSeq, a predicted model, not a curated record
AUGACGCACGAUCUCUUGAUUCUGUCAACGCUUCUCUAUAUCUGCUGCCUCGGCGUCGUGGUCAGUGGUGUACAAAAAUUUAUCGAAACACCGCCCACUUACAAAGAAGUGCUACCUGGCCAAAACGCGCUGCUACCCUGCAGGGUGAAAGACAAAAGUGGUGAUUGUUUCUGGCUGAAGGAUGGAAUAAUAAUAGCAAAUGAAUCGGGAAAAUAUGAAUGGUUGAGCGAUCGCCGCGGCGAUUGCUCCCUGCUGAUCAAGAAUGCCACCUUGGAGUUUGACGACAAUUUUUGGGUAUGCCAGGUUGCGCCUAGCAAUCACAAAUUGCAGGACGCCAUCGUAUCCUUACCGGCCAGGCUGCUCGUGAUAGUGGAACCUGGGCCACCUAUUUUAAAAUAUGAAGGAGGUAAACCUUUAAACGCUGUCCUACCGCUAAAGGAAAAACAAGAAACCUUGAUUAGUUGCAGUUCGAACGACGGAAAUCCAGCCGCCUACAUUAAAUGGUAUAUAGGGAACGAAGAACGAGAACCUUUGGUCAAGCAGAAAAACAUGUCGGUGACGAACAAGCCGAAGACCUGGGAUGUUAACAGUCUUUUACGGCUGUACGGUCAGAGGGAAAAUCACGGUAUGCUGCUCCGAUGUGUGGCCGAGCAUCAGGCGAGUUCGUCCCACAGCUACGUGGAGUCCCGGUUGAACAUACAAUAUUCGCCGGAAGUGCAGAUCGAGUCGAAUCUGCAGCCGCUCACUAUAGCGCCGGAGGAUUCGGAGAACUUUUUGAGCCUGAAGUGCCUGGCGGACGCUAAUCCGGCCGCCAACAUCAAGUGGUUCAAAGACUCGAUACUGCUGGACCUGUCGACCGACGCCACGAUAUCGCUGCUGACAUAUAACAGCACGCAGAGUAACGGCCGCAGCCGACAGACAUCCGAGAUGCUUUUCAAGCCGGUCAGGAUACAACACGGCGGGAUGUACUCGUGCAAAGCGUACAACGUCAUCGGUGAAAGCGCUUCCGCGAGUUACAGGCUGGACGUGCAAUACAAACCGAGAUUAAAGAUAGCCGAAGACCCCAACAGCGCUCUGAACGUGGUGGACACGGUGCAAGUGGGAAUCACAGUGGAACCGUUUGAGUGUCCCGAGUUCGACGCCAACCCGCCCGCGCAAUAUCGCUGGAUACAUCCUCGCGGCAAGUCAACGGGGUUCGCGAAGAACAAAGGCCAGACGAAGAGCAGCAGUCGGCGUCUUCGUCUGGAGCGCAUCACAUGGUCGGACCAGGGCGAAUAUCGCUGCGUCGCGUACAACACGAUCAAUGGCGUGAUAAAGGAGACUUACAGCGAACGACGUUACACGUUACACGUGACCGGGCCGCCGGAGAUUCAGGAAACGUCGCCCAACCACGUGUCGAUCGGUUGGAUCGGCGAGCGCGCGCAUAGACUCAAGUCCCGAGUCUGCUCGCAACCGCCGCCGAAACUGGUUACGUGGGAAUGGGGCAGUAAUCAGAUUCGAGCAGGAGAGCAUAUUCAUCCGAAGUACGAGGCCCUGCCGUUGGAGCCGGUCAUCGAGAGCGGGAUGAUGAGCAACUGCUACUCGGCUCAGCUGGACGUGAAGGAUCUGCAGAAAGAGGACGCCCGGAUGUACACCCUGACGGUGCGGAGCGACAAUGGCGAGGAUUCGACGAGGAUCAAAUUGGAAGUGAGAGACUCCAGCGAGACGCGCAUCAUAGGAGUCGCCGUGAUGGUCACUCUGCUAUUAAUGUUGACACUGAUCAGUAUCGGUGUGUGGGCCCUAUUACGAUGGCGACGUCGACGGUACCGCCAAGAGUCGGAGGAGGAUGGUAGCAUAGCGGCGGACGCGCUGUAUAACAACGGUGAUCGGCAAAAGUCCAUCAACUCGGUCACCCAUGCGAAGACCUUCGCGAGGAAGCCGAACAUGGACAGCGAGCAGAACACGUACGACUACACUCAUACAGUGAAGCAGAUUCGUUCCAUGAGCCCGGAAGCGCUGAAGGUCAGAAGGGCGCCAGUGGUCCUGCAAUCGCCCACCAUCGUAUAAAAGACAGUGAGAGAGACCUCGACUCACUGCCGACCGGACAUGAAUUCCCGUUGACGGCGAAUCUCGUGUCUCUAAUCGACUGAUUCCUUCUACUUCUCGAUAUACUUGUGCCUUUUCCUCACGUCGACCUGACGCAUCGACAUAAGGAUGCCUGAACCAUCGUACACAUUGCGUCAAGUCUUAUCAUUAAAAUUGAAGUUACCCAGGAAUA